CCAAUUCGCCCAACAAUGGCGUCAGUUGCGAGAUCCCUGAGCCGGACGGCUUUAUCUAUCGCCAGGCAAACGACCUCCAGGCAGAAACCAACGAAGUGCCUCUGUCUGGUCCCGCAGCACUCUCGUCGUCCAUUCUCCAUCACGCCAUUUCCUCUCAACCAGAAGCAGGAGGCUGGUCCCGACACGCCCGUGGCCUCUGCCGAUUCAACGGACGAUCAGGAUGAAGAGUCGUUAGAACGCCGGCGACCAGGCGGAACAGCAUCGGACAGCGCCCUUAAUGCCCAAAUGUUGCGGGACAUCGAUCGAGAUGUCAACGAGAUAGAGCGACAGAUGCCGCUACAUUUCGAAACGCCAAAGACGAAAAUCGGUUUUUGGGGAGAAGACGAGGAAGAUGAAUGGUCCAGAACGGAGGAUGAUGAUGACGACUUCAAAGACGAUGCCAUCACUUCAAUGGCUCAUGCCGAACUAGAGCAGCAUCGCGAACUAAGAGAGUACGCCCGCAUAAUCGCGUGGGAUAUGCCUUCGCUAAGUGCCCUCGCGAAACCUUUUUCCCUCCCUCCGCAAACCCACAUUCUCCGCUUCCGCUACACCACCUACAUGGGUGAGACUCACCCGGCCGAAUCCAAAGUCGUCGUCGAACUCUGCUCCAAAGACCUCACGCCCACAUACCUCACCGAGGAUCAACGCAUCACCUUCCUCAAACUCGUCGGUCCCCGCUAUAACCCAGACACAGACGUCAUCCGCAUGUCCUGCGAAAAGUUCCCUUCUCGCGCACAGAAUAAGCGAUAUCUAGGUGACCUGGUGGAGAACCUGAUCUCCGAGGCGAAAGAAGGCGAUUCCUUUGCUGAUAUCCCGCUGGACUUGCGCCACCAUACUUCGAAGAAGAAGCUGAGCUUCCCCACGUCGUGGGCUAUGACGGAAGAAAGAAGGCGGGAACUGGAAUCAUUGAGAAAUGAGAGAUUGAAGAUUGAGCGGAGCAGAACGAAGGUUGUAGAUGGGAACGAGGCGGUUGUGGUCGCCGUUAAGACCCUGCCAGCUUUGAGCCAGGCGAGUCCCCGUGGUGCGGCGGGUGCUGGUGGUCGGAAGGAGGCCGUCCCUGUGAAAGCUGGACGGGGACGGGGCCCGCAGAAGUCUCGCUCUAUAUGGUAGCCAAAGUCCGCAAUUCAAUGUCAGGGUUCAAUCAGGGUUCUGGAUAAAUGGGGAUAGCUGGCAUAUCUAUUCAUUGUACUAGAUUUUAUUGGCAGGUGUUUACUCUUGUACUAUAUAGUCCGUUGGAUCAAUGUUCCAAUAUAGAAAAUUCGAAAA
Coccidioides posadasii C735 delta SOWgp is the source of this 1305-nucleotide messenger RNA. RefSeq names its product mitochondrial 37S ribosomal protein mS35 (gene RSM24). Gene Ontology annotation, biological process: mitochondrial translation. Gene Ontology annotation, cellular component: mitochondrial small ribosomal subunit. NCBI's taxonomy places the organism in Eukaryota, Fungi, Ascomycota, Eurotiomycetes, Onygenales, Onygenaceae. Gene Ontology annotation, molecular function: structural constituent of ribosome. The record is from RefSeq and is a predicted model, not a curated record.